Molecule: messenger RNA, 740 nt
Organism: Cajanus cajan (pigeon pea)
Lineage: Eukaryota; Viridiplantae; Streptophyta; Magnoliopsida; Fabales; Fabaceae
Gene: ATVEX1
Product: Nodulin MtN3 family protein
Biological process (GO): carbohydrate transport
Cellular component (GO): membrane
Molecular function (GO): sugar transmembrane transporter activity
Source: RefSeq, a predicted model, not a curated record
CAAUUCUACCUUCAUUACUUUCUUAAUUAGGUUUACCUUCUUUUGAUGUUACAGCCAUGGUUAACACUGGUGCAAUAAGAACUGCCCUUGGAGUAGUUGGAAAUAUCAUCUCUUUCGGUUUAUUUAUGUCUCCAGUACCUACAUUUGUAUCAAUAUGGAAGGCAAAAUCGGUGCAAGAUUUCAAGCCAGAUCCUUAUAUUGCGACUUUGCUAAAUUGUGCAGUAUGGUCAUUCUAUGGAAUGCCCUACGUAAGUGAGGAUAACAUUCUUGUCCUAACAAUUAAUGCUUUUGGCUUAUGCCUAGAGCUCUUUUACAUUCUCAUGUUCUUAAUAUACUCAACCAGGGAGCAGCGGAAGAAGAUCAUGCUAGUCGUCUUGGGUGAAAUCAUUUUCGUUGCGUUACUCGUAACUCUUUUAAUGACCCUUGUUCACACCCCCAAGAAAAGAAAAUUGAUUGUUGGACCUAUAUGCAUAGUAUUCAACAUCAUUAUGUACGCUUCACCCUUGACGGUCAUGCGACUCGUAAUUCAAACGAAGAGUGUGAAGUACAUGCCUUUCUUACUUUCCUUCACCAACUUCGCCAAUGGAAUCGCCUGGACGGUAUAUGCAAUUCUUAAGUGGGAUCCAUUCGUUGUGAUUCCCAAUAGCUUGGGAACACUUUCUGGAUUGUUGCAGCUCUCCCUCUAUGCCAUUUACUACAGAACAACCAACUGGAAUGAAGAAACCCCUAAUAUUGUAUGA